AGUAUUUAUAUGUAUACUUGUGUAAUUGUUAGAAUAAUAGUUGUUUUCCUUGAUUGAUUACUUAAUUGGUGCUGAUUUGUUCAUGCUAAACGGUCGCAAUCUAAACAACUUAAAUUUUGGGUGGAAAAUGGGACCCUUAAAGAUUUAUUUUAUGCUUUAUGGCUUGGCUCUGAUUAGCAACAGGGCUUCAGCAUCACAAGAUGAGCAUGGAGAGAUUCCCCCUCGCUCCUGACUGUUAAGGACGGAAAUUCCCUAGGCUCUAAAGCUUCAGUGGGUAUGGAGAGACUGUUAACAGGAGACGUUUGUCAGGAGUUGUUUGAUUGUGCUGAAACUCCCUUUGGACACGAGUCACAAGCUGUAACGAACGAGUCAAAAAAGCGAGGCAAGCGCGUUGCCAAAUCACAAGGAGCUCGAAAGAAGCCGCAACAAAGCAAGCAAAAGAAAAAAGUCAGACCGGGACCCCCAAAACCCCGACCAAAGCCCAGACCAAGACCCCAUCCAGUUGUGCCGCAUCCGCCGAAGCCGAACCCCGCUGCAGAACCAGUACUGGACAUAGCCAAUAUUCCAGUAGCUAUUUUGGAAGCAGUACAAAAGAUGUUGGACAGUUUGCCCCAGAACGGCCCCGUGAAGGUUCCGUGGCCCUAUAACAUAAUUUGCUAGAAGUCAGGAAUUUCAAUGGAAGAUUUUUAAUUAUUGGCAACUGAAUAUACAAGAUUUUGCAUGCCUUCAAAACGCAGUUUUGUAUGUGUUUCCUGUUAAAAUUAAAAAUUUCCCACAAUAAAAGAAAGGCUGGAAGCCAACAAGAAA
Dendroctonus ponderosae (mountain pine beetle) is the source of this 807-nucleotide messenger RNA. Its product is annotated as protein TonB. The coding region runs from base 277 to 660 and encodes 127 amino acids. NCBI's taxonomy places the organism in Eukaryota, Metazoa, Arthropoda, Insecta, Coleoptera, Curculionidae. The record is from RefSeq and is a predicted model, not a curated record. The transcript has 4 exons.